AGGUUUCUCUUCUGAAGAUAGAGGGCUCAUAUUGAAGCAAAGGAUUUCUAACAGGAAAGUGAACGCUCCAGAACCAGAGCCUGCGUGAUCUUGGAGCUGAACAAUGAAGCUGCUACUUGUUGCCCCUCUCCUCCUGUUUGCCCUAACAAUGUUGGAAGCCCGACCAAAGCCUGCAGCACUAAAAUGUAAGACGGGACCUCUGGACAUCGUGUUUGUGAUUGACAGCUCCCGGAGCGUGCGCCCCUUUGAGUUUGAGACCAUGAGGAGGUUCAUGAUUGACAUCAUCCACAACCUGGAUGUGGGGCUCAAUGCCACACGAGUGGGGGUGAUCCAGUACUCCAGCCAGGUCCAGAAUGUCUUCUCCCUCAAGACUUACUUCAAGCGGGCUGACAUGGAGAAAGCCAUCAACAGCAUUGUGCCACUGUCCCAAGGUACCAUGACAGGGCUGGCCAUCCAGUAUGCCAUGAACGUGGCCUUCACCACCCAGGAGGGGGCACGUGAGCUUCACAAGAAGAUACCCCGGGUGGCCGUCAUUGUGACAGAUGGGCGGCCCCAGGACCGUGUGACAGAGGUGGCAGCCCAGGCACGGGAUGCUGGCAUUGAGAUCUAUGCCGUGGGUGUCCAGCGGGCAGACAUGAACUCCCUGAGGGCCAUGGCUUCCCACCCACUGGAGCAGCAUGUCUUCCUGGUGGAGUCUUUCGAUCUCAUCCAGCAGUUUGGCAAGCAGUUCCAGGACAAGCUGUGUGGUGUGGAUAUGUGCACAGAGCUGGAUCAUGGCUGCCAACACACUUGUGUCAGCGUUCCAGGCUCCUUCUACUGUGGAUGUAACCCAGGAUACAAGCUCAACGCUGAUGGAAAGACAUGUUCCGCCAUUGAUGCCUGUGCUGAUGGGAAGCAUGGCUGUGAGCACCAGUGUGUCAGUGCGCGUGGGUCUUACACCUGCCGCUGCCGGUUGGGUUACUCCCUCAAUGAUGAUAAAAAAACCUGUACUGCGAUUAAUUACUGCAACUUUGGGAACCACAGCUGCCAGCACGAGUGCGUGAGCCUUGUGAAUGGGUACUAUUGCCGCUGCAAUGAUGGCUUCACUCUGCAGGCUGAUGGCAGAUCAUGUCAGGCUACUGACCUUUGCAAUGGAGUAGAUCACGGCUGUGAGUUUAAGUGUGUCAGUACAUCAGGCUCUUACCACUGCAUUUGCCCAGAGGGACAGCAGCUCCAAACUGAUGGGAAGACAUGUAACAAGUGCAAGGCAGGGCACAUCGACCUAGUGCUGGUGAUUGAUGGCUCUAAGAGUGUCCGGCCCCAGAACUUUGAGCUGGUGAAGCAGUUUGUGAACCAGAUUGUAGAUUUCCUGGAUGUGUCGCCACAUGGCACACGUGUGGGGCUGGUCCAAUACUCCAGCCGUGUGCGCACCGAGUUCCCACUCAACAAAUACAAGACAGCAAAUGAUGUCAAGGCAGCUGUAAUGAAGGUGGAGUACAUGGAGAAGGGCACCAUGACUGGCUUGGCUCUCAAGCACAUGAUUGAGCACAGCUUUUCUGAGGCAGAAGGUGCCAGGCCACUGUCCCAGAACAUACCCAGAAUUGGGCUGGUCUUCACUGACGGACGUUCCCAGGAUGAUAUCUCUGAGUGGGCCAUGAAGGCAAAGGAAUCGGGAAUCGUCAUGUUUGCAGUUGGGGUUGGAAAAGCUGUGGAAGAGGAGCUGAGGGAAAUCGCCUCCGAGCCCGUGGAGCAGCACUUUUCAUACUCCGCCGAUUUCAGCACCAUGACCCAUAUCGUUGACAACCUCAAACUUAACAUCUGCCCUGAGGAGGGCAAAGGAGAGACUGAAAUCCGGAGCCCAUGCGAGUGCGAGGCCCUUGUGCAGUUCCAGUCAAACACUGUGGCCAUCCUGGAGAGCCUGACAGAGAAACUUGCUCAGAUGACAGCCAGACUCGAAGACUUGGAAAACCAGAUUGCCAAAAAGAAGUGAUCUCUUUAGAUGGCCAGGAAGCACUCAAGCUUGGGGUACAGAAACAUACUGUAGCUACACAUCAUUCUUAUUUCUAGGUUAUUGUAAAGGGCCAUUGUUUGUUCUUAUGUCACAAAAUCCUGAGAGGGACUCAGAGAUCUAAAAGAGAAACAAAACAAAACAAAACAAAAAACCCCUGUUCCAAAAGUAAGUGGAAUCAACCUUCAAUGCUAGUCCAUUCCUCUGAGACAAGGCGCAGCAAGCGUGGCUGGCUUGGACAUUCAGAGAGGAGACAGGCAACAAGGUGCAUGGCAUCAGGGAUGAAUCGAGAGCAGCUGGGCACUGGCUUCUUCGCAGAGGACCAGAUCUGAGGGUUUCCAUUAGGCAGCAGAAAUGCUUUGCAAAAGCAGCAGUUCCAUCCUGGAAGUUUCCUGCAGCUCAGCUCUCACUUCAAACAGUCCUUAGACUUGGUGUUGAUGGGGAAGGGAGUUUCCAGUGUUCCCACUCUGUGUGGGAAGUGCUGUUUGCUGCCCUGCUCAUCCUCAUUGGAAAGUGAGAGUUCCUUCAGCAAUCUCUUUGUCUCUAAAGCUUUUGGCUUGAUUUGCACAUGAAUUGAAUAUUUGAUUUCCAUUAAAGGGGAGAGAACUCCAAAUCGAAACCAGACAAAACAGAUGAUCAAAUGCAGCUGGAAUAUUCCUGAUCAAAUCUCCUUUUCACCCAUGAUUUUGGCAGAUUGUUGCAGAAUUUGUCAUCUUGUUUUCUAUCCAAUAUAAAUAUAUAUAUAGAAAAAUAUAUCUUUGUGUAUAUAUCUUUAAUCCUGAAAGCAAGGUAGUAAUAUUUUUCAACACCUUUUUAUAUAUAUACUUUUCUAUCCUAACAGUAACCCCCCUGAAGCUUUCUAUAGCACUUUUUGGCUCUUUUCGCUGGGAAAAUAGUUAAUUUAGGCAGGCAUUUAUGUAUCAGUUCAUACGACUUUGAUCUCAGUGACUGGGCUGUCACCACUCUGGUGUGAGAGAGGAAAGAGAGAGAACUGGCCAGGGUAAUGUCUUUGCUGUAAGAAAUCCAUGUCAUAUGUUGUAAUUCAUUGCACAUGCAGUAUGGUAACAUAGUCUAAUAGGAAGUGAGUGUUAAAGGCAUCUCAGACUUUCACCAGAAUGGCAGAUCCAGACCAUCAAGGGCCUGUCUUGUGUGUCAUAGGAGUCAGCCAGUCUUAAUCAGCUAAAGCAAUGGAGUUAUCUACGUUUAUACCAGUUGGUAUAAUCUGACCGAUCAUCUCUAAGUCUGGGCCUCAUGAAUAAAAACUGGGGUGGAGCUUCAGAAGCAGUCCCUCUGGAAGAGUUGUAACACAAGAUGUGUGCAGGGAGGUGCCACGACUGUGACAGCAUUGAAGCUACUUUUCCUUAUUAUAUAGUCCCAUAGCAGCCUACAGGGAACAGAAUUUGUGAUCUAGUCGGGCUUUGCUGAUAGCUGGGGAUCAGCUUGCUAGGGGUCUUACAAGGAGGGAGUCAGAGAUGAGGUAGGAGAAGGGAAAACCUGCUCAUCCUCAGUUCCUGUCCUAGUGCUAUGUAAGCCACCAUCCUGUGUGACAAGGGGACUUGCCUCGGUGUGGCCUCUAAUUCCAACCCCCAUCCCCAUCCCACUCUCUCAGCACAGUGCUUUUGAAUCCUUUGUGGGGUGCCUUCUGUUACUUCUGUCCUGAGACCCUUUGUCUCCUGAUUUUCUAGAGCAUGUUCUUCCCCCUCAAAUAGCAGAGGAGCUGGGUGAGGGGUAGAGUUCAAGGAAGAGCUCUGUGUGAAUGUGAACCAUAUUCCUUCCAGUUACGAACAUUAUCUAAAUGUCCCUCAUGUACCAAAGCUCUCCUGGUCCUGUCACGCCUGUGAUGUCAUCUGUGAAUGCAAACUAGUGUAGCAGAGCCUCCUCCUUGGUGGACCUGAAUCUAUGACAAAGGCUCCUGUUACCUGGCACUGAAUCCCAGCAAUAAAGAGACACUUGC
Alligator sinensis (Chinese alligator) is the source of this 3941-nucleotide messenger RNA. RefSeq names its product matrilin 4 (gene MATN4). The transcript has 11 exons. Lineage: Eukaryota; Metazoa; Chordata; Crocodylia; Alligatoridae. The record is from RefSeq and is a predicted model, not a curated record. Gene Ontology annotation, molecular function: calcium ion binding. Bases 104 to 1969 code for a protein of 621 amino acids.